AUGGAAGGGAUGAGCAAGCUGGCCGGAGGAGGAGGGGACGUGAGGCUCGUCGGCGCCGGAGACGACGGCCGCCGUCGCAUGGCGGCCGCGGCCGCGGCGGCGCUACGGUUGGUCGAGCUGGACCUCAUCGGCACGGUGGGCGCCGCCGUGUCAUCGGCGCCGGCGCAUCUGCUCGCCGUGGCGCCGGCGGUGGAGGAGAACGAGGAGGACGGGGAAGGCGACGGCGACGACGGCGACGGCGAGCCGCGGCAGCUGUUCGCGUGCCACUACUGCCGGCGCCAGUUCUACAGCUCGCAGGCGCUGGGCGGCCACCAGAACGCGCACAAGCGGGAGCGCACGCUCGCCAGGCGCCACGCCGCCGGCGCCGGCGCCGGCCACGCGCCGUCGACGUUCGCCAUCCACGGCGCCUUCGUGUCGCCCUCGCCCGGGUGGACGCUCCCGCCGCACGGCGGCGAGGCGAAGGCGACACCGCCGCUCGCCGCCGGCGACCGCGAGCUGCGGUGGUGGGACGGUGGUGGAAUCGUCGACUUCCCGCGCGACGGAGAGGAUCACACGCGCCUGCUCGACUUGACGCUAAAACUGUGAUCUUGCAAUGCAAAGCUUGCUUGCUUUGCUUGCAAGUGUUAAUUAAAACACACAUGGACAUAAUUUUGCUGCUCAAAAAUGACCUUCUUGUAAUACUUUCUUCUUGCAUCUACAUUCUUGAUCAUGUCAUGGCCUGCUGAUGUAUAUAAACACUAAGCUACCAUGUAAAUUUUGCAGCUAUAUGUUUUUACUAUGUCUCAGAUCAAAA
Molecule: messenger RNA, 793 nt
Organism: Oryza brachyantha (malo sina)
Lineage: Eukaryota; Viridiplantae; Streptophyta; Magnoliopsida; Poales; Poaceae
Product: zinc finger protein KNUCKLES-like
Exons: 1
Coding region: 1-585 (194 amino acids)
Biological process (GO): negative regulation of abscisic acid-activated signaling pathway
Source: RefSeq, a predicted model, not a curated record